Xenopus laevis (African clawed frog) is the source of this 2412-nucleotide messenger RNA. RefSeq names its product WASH complex subunit 3 L homeolog (gene washc3.L). NCBI's taxonomy places the organism in Eukaryota, Metazoa, Chordata, Amphibia, Anura, Pipidae. The record is from RefSeq and is a predicted model, not a curated record. The transcript has 8 exons. The coding region runs from base 667 to 1314 and encodes 215 amino acids. Gene Ontology annotation, biological process: actin filament polymerization; exocytosis. Gene Ontology annotation, cellular component: WASH complex.
AUGUUUGAGUGUGUUUUUAGUAGAUAAGAUUACAGAAACCCUUGUAUAUCAGAUCCCAUAUGUUUACUUAUAGAAUAUUGACUUGUGAUUGAGGUUUACAGUUCUACUUCAUUGUCCAGCUUGUGAAUUCAAUCUUAAAGAACAGAAACUCUUAUGAACUUUCAUCACAUUUUUCUGUUAAUUUGCUGUUUCAGUAUAUGGCAAGUUUUAGGAUAAAAUAGUGGCACAAAAAAUUGAUUUAGUAAAAUAAGCAAGAGCUGUGACUGAAUGAAGGGUUAAUGAUUGAAAUGCAGCCGGGAGGGGGAGCAUGGUGACACUUUAGCUCCGCUGUACUAUACACUGAGUUUCCAGAGAGCAGCAGUGAAACAGUUAAUUAGCUGCAGUUGCAGCUCUCCCCUACCUGCUUAGGAGCUACAAACGAAGUGGGAAACAUAUCUGGCACUGAGGGGGUUGUGUCCGUAAAGGAAGCUCUUUGUUUGGGUCACAUGACUGAAGAAAAAGCGCAUGAUACAGUCACGGAACUGCUAGAGUGAUUUUUAUUAGAGAGCGAGAGAUUGACUGUGCCGCUCUGGCUUCGCUACUAUUCUCUAUGGUGCGGAAGGAGUCAUCACAUGACAGGGGAAUGCACAACACAAAGUAGUGCGGUGAACAAGUGGAGCAAGGCUGAUGGAUGAGGACGGGCUGCCUAUAGUGGGCUCUGGGAUUGACCUCACCAAGGUCCCACCUAUUCAGCAGAAAAGAACAGUGGCAUUUUUGAACCAGUUUGUUGUUCACUCUGUUCAGUUCCUUAACCGGUUUGCUACAGUUUGUGAAGAGAAACUGUCUGCCUUGUCCCUGCGAAUUCAACAGAUUGAGACAACCCUUAAUAUUUUGGAAGCAAAGGGAGACUGCAAAGUCUGGUUUAGCAAGUUUAAAGAUCUGACAUCUAAGCUCUCCUCCAUUCCUGGCCUAGAAGAUGUUAAAGUUGAAGCACAACAUAUUUCUGAGAGUAACAUUUCCAAUGGUCAUCUGCCAAGUCAGCCUGAUGCACAGUCCGUUGUCGUGUCUCCUCAGUCUGAUAACAAUUCCAUGAAUGAUGGCAUCCUUCAAAAGGAGGAAGCGAAAUCAGAAAAUAUCACAACUGUUUCAAAAGACCCUAGAUAUGCCCGAUAUUUAAAGAUGGUCCAAGUGGGUGUCCCAGUGAUGGCUAUCAAGAAUAAAAUGAUUGCAGAAGGACUAAAUCCAGACCUUUUAGAAACCCCUGAUGCUCCAGUGCCAGACGGAGAACCUGAAGCUGAAGAAAGUUCUGACAGUGAGUCUUCCUUCAGUGACUGAAAGCAUUUAGACACUAUGUUCUCCUGGGUAGAUUUAUUCCUGCUUAUUGCACUUAUCUGAUCUGUGCGGAUCUCAUUACUGCUCACAAAUCUCUUUGUUUAAAGAUCAAUGAAGAAAUACACAAAUAAACAUGCUUGACGUGGUAGUAUUUUAGGGGGAAAUGUGCCUUAGUGUUAAACCUAUUGAUGCCACAAAUGCAGGCAGCUCAUGGCAGAACAAUAAGGAAUUCUGAAAUACAGUUAUAUAACAUAUAUGUACCCCAUCAGGAUUAACCCAUUUGUAUGCUUAUCAUUCAGGCUUAAUGCACAAGUGGUAUUAGUUAAGUAAAAAUGCCCCUAGUAUGGGCACACACUCCCACGAUAUCUUCGGAUUAUUGCACGAAACCCAGCGCAAAUCAAGAUAUCCUUGGAACUUGUCCCAUUGAGUUAUGCAGUUCUGAGAUGCCAGAUUUUCAGAUUCUGACUUUUUCCAUCCUUGGGGUAUAAUAAAUCCUGAAAAAUUUGGGGGGGUUUCACUUAAAAAUUCCGAUUUCAUAGUAAAAAAAACACACAUUUGGAGCUAAAUAAAUAACCCUCUAGACUGCAGCUGACUCAAUUCCCAUUUUAAAAAUCUGCAAGGUCAUUCUUUUUUUCAUUCUUUUAUGGUGUGAUCAGUCAUGUGACCCAGCUUAGUUUUACUUUAAUGUCAAACAGCCAUACCUUAAAGCCAGUUUUCCCAGGUUUCUGUAGCAUUUCAUGCUUGGCAAGAACAUUUUUGCUUCACCUUUACCUCAUUGCAGUUUGAGGGGAGCCCACCCAUUUCUUUGGGUACAGGCUGGACUUUAAGCCAUAAGUGUGUAGCGUCUGGCAUCCCUGGCAUGCAUUCGUCACAUUUCUAGCUGAAGUUAGUUAGCCUCUUCAUUACAGUUAUAAUAGAAAAUUAAUUGAACAUGGACAUUGAUACAGGAUAGAUUAAAAAUCCUUAUACAACACGUCAUUUUGUUUUCCUUCACUGAGAAGACCAGUUCAACUUACUGCAUGUGUCUGAAUGUACUAAUAAAGGCUGUAUAGUAUGCUUUAUACCAAGAUUUCAUGUAAAUACAAUAUGGCUACCACAAAA